Messenger RNA from Talpa occidentalis (Iberian mole), 7647 nucleotides. It is a transcript of the gene CNTRL, whose product is annotated as centriolin. NCBI's taxonomy places the organism in Eukaryota, Metazoa, Chordata, Mammalia, Eulipotyphla, Talpidae. The transcript is spliced from 44 exons. Gene Ontology annotation, molecular function: protein binding. Bases 279 to 7295 code for a protein of 2338 amino acids. The record is from RefSeq and is a predicted model, not a curated record.
AAAAUGGCUGCCGCGCCGCUGCGCGCCUAGAGGGAAAGAGCCGCGCGUCUCCCGCCCCCCGUCGUCAGCCCGCCCGCUCCGCUCCGCUCCGAGGCGGCUCUGUUCUAGGCUUGGACUACAUCAGUGAACACUAUCCCUGCUUUGAUGGAAUAUAGCAUCUUUUAUAUUGAUGAUGUUAUAUGACUGACAAAUUAGUUUGAGAGGAGGACUUGUUUGCAUCUUUACUCUGCUAGCACUGUCUGACCAGGUUUUGAUGGACACCGGGCUUUGCUUUUGCAAUGAAGAGAGGUCCUAGGCAAAAAACAUUCUCCAAAGCAAAGAUGCCACCAUCCACUCACUCUUCUAGUCCCUCAUCUCUUAAAUCUAAUAUGAGAUCUAGAUCACUUUCACCUUUAAGUGGAGCUGAGAUUCUGCCUUUUCGUUCUGGAAGACAGUGGCCUGAGCAAGUCGAGAUUACGGAUAAAAACAAUAUGCUUUUGGACUACCAAGACCAUAAAGAAGUUGAUUCACACGUAGGAGUCCGAUAUAUUACAGAGGAGCUUAUUAAAAAACUUGCUAAACAGGACAAUUUGGCCUUGGUGAAAUCUCUUAAUCUCUCACUUUCAAAAGAUGGUGGCAAGAAAUUUAGGUACAUUGAAAAUUUGGAAAAAUGCAUUAAACUUGAAGUACUGAAUCUCAGCUAUAAUAUAAUAGGGAAGAUUGAGAAGGUGGACAAGCUGUUAAAAUUACGUGAACUCAACUUAUCAUAUAAUAAAAUCAGCAAAAUUGAAGGCAUAGAAAAUAUGUAUAAUCUGCAAAAGCUAAACCUUGCAGGAAAUGAAAUUGAACAUAUUCCAGCAUGGUUCGGAAAAAAGUUAAAAUCUUUGCGAGUCCUCAAUCUGAAAGGCAACAAGAUAUCAUCACUCCAGGAUAUUAGCAAGUUGAAGCCACUUCAAGAUUUGACUUCUCUGGUGCUGGUUGAAAAUCCAGUUGUGACCCUCCCUCAUUACUUCCAGUUUACAAUUUUUCACCUCCGUUCACUGGAAAGUUUGGAAGGUCAGCCAGUAACCACUCAGGCCAGACAGGAAGCUUUUGAGAGGUUCAGUUUAGAAGAGGUAGAAAGACUGGAAAGAGACCUGGAAAAAAAGGUGACAGAAACUGAAGAGCUUAGGAGCAAACAAGCAAGGUUUCUCGAGGAAAUUAAAAACCAAGAUAAGUUGAACCAAUCCUUAAAAGAGGAGGCUGUGCUACAGAAACAGAACUAUGAGGAGCUAGAGAGUAACCUGAAUACAAAAAAUGAAUUGCUAAAACAGAAGACCAUUGAACUAACGCGAGCAUGUCAGAAACAGUACGAGCUGGAACAGGAAUUGGCCUUUUAUAAAAUUGAUGCUAAAUUUGAGCCACUAAAUUACUACCCAUCGGAGUAUGUUGAAAUUGAUAAAGGUCCAGAUGAAAGCCCUUACAUUGGCAAAUCCAGAUACAAGAGAAAUAUGUUCACCACAGAGAGUUACAUUAUUGAUAAUGCCCGGCCAAUAGAGAUCAAGAGGAUGGAACCAGCUGAAGGAGAACAACUUAAACAUGAACAUGUAAACCUGAGAGUACAUGAGCCCCUGGACAUACAACUAGAAGACAAAGAAAAAAAAAUAACUGCAGCACAAACUCGACUAUCAGAACUGCAUGAUAAAAUAGAGAAAGCAGAACAACAAAUUUUAAGAGCUACUGAAGAAUUUAAACAACUGGAAGAAGCUAUACAACUCAAAAAAAUUUCAGAAGCUGAGAAAGACCUUCUUUUCAAGCAGUUGAGUAGUAAGAUACAACUUCUAAAUAAAUUACGCCAAGAAGCUCUGGAUCUGGAAAUGGAGAUGGAAAAGCAAAAGGAGGAAAUUGCUGAAAAGCAGAAGGAGAUCAGGGACCUGCAAAUUACCAUAGACAACCUGGAUUCCAAAGACCCAAAACAUUGCCAUAUGAAGGCUCAGAAAAGGGGUAAAGAACAACAACUUGACAUUAUGAGCAAGCAGUACAAACAACUUGAAAGCCGCUUGGAUGAGAUUCUUUCUAGAAUUGCUAAAGAAACUGAAGAGAUUAAGGACCUUGAACAACAGCUUACUGAAGGCCAGAUAGCAGCAAAUGAAGCCCUGAAAAAGGAUUUAGAAGGUGUUAUCAGUGGGUUACAAGAAUACCUGGGGACUGUCAAAGGCCAGGCAACUCAGGCCCAGAAUGAGUGCAGAAAGUUACAGGACGAAAGAGAGACAUUGCUGCAGAGACUGACUGAAGUCGAACAGGAGAGGGACCAACUUGAAAUAGUUGCCCUGGAUGCAGAAAAUAUGAGGAAGGAGCUCGCAGAGCUAGAAAGUGCCCUCCAGGAGCAGCAUGAGGUGAACGCAUCCCUACAGCAGACCCAGGGAGAUCUCAGUGCCUAUGAGGCUGAGCUAGAAGCUCAACUAAAAAUAAGGGAUGCAGAAGCCCACCAGCUCAAGGAAGACUUGGAAAAACUUACAAGACUCAGCCAGUUAGAACAGUCAGCCCUUCAAGCAGAACUUGAGAAGGAAAAGCAAGCCCUCCAGAAUGCCCUCGGAGAAGCCCAGCUCUCAGAAGAAAAGGAGCAAGAAAACAGUGAGCUCCGCAUGCAACUUAAGCAGCUGCAGGAUGACAAUAAACUGUUAAAACAGCAACUUAAAGAUUUCCAGAAUCAUCUUAACCAUGUAAUUGAUGGUUUGAUUCGUCCAGAAGAAGUAGCAGCUCGUGUGGAUGAACUGAGAAGAAAACUGAAAUCAGGAGCAGGAGAAAUAAGAAUCCAUAGUCCUUCAGAUGUCUUAGGGAAGAGUCUUGCUGAUUUGCAAAAACAACUCAGUGAAAUCCUUGCACGCUCCCAGUGGGAAAGAGAGGAAGCACAAGUGAGAGAAAGAAAACUGCAAGAAGAAAUGGCUCUGCAACAAGAGAAACUGGCAUCUGGACAAGAAGAGUUCAGGCAGGCCUGCGAGCGAGCUCUGGAAGCAAGAAUUAAUUUUGAUAAGAGACAACAUGAAGCAAGAAUCCAGCAGUUGGAAAAUGAAAUUCACUAUUUGCAAGAAAAUCUAAAAAGUAUGGAGGAAAUCCAAGGCCUUACAGAUCUCCAACUUCAGGAAGCUGAUGAAGAGAAGGAGAGAAUUCUGGCCCAGCUCCAAGAAUUAGAAAAAAAGAAGAAAUAUGAAGAUGCCAAAUCUCAAGAGCAGUUCCUUGGUUUGAAUAAAGAACUGAAGAAACUAAAGAAAGCUGUAGCUGCCUCUGAUAAGCUGGCCACAGCUGAGCUCACCAUUGCCAAAGACCAGCUGAAGUCCCUUCAUGGAACAGUUGUGAAAAUUAACCAGGAGCGAGUGGAGGAAAUGCAAGAAACAGAGUGGUUCAGCAGAAAGGCAGCACAGGCGGCCAGGGAUCUGACACGAGCAGAAGCGGAGAUUGAACUCCUACAGAAUCUUCUCAGGGAAAAGGAGGAACAGUUUCGAAUUGAGAUGGAGAAAGUAGACGUUGGCACUGGAGGAACAGACUCACAGGUGCUAGAAAUUGAAAAGAUGAAUGAAACAAUGACGAGACAAAGGACAGAGAUUGCAAGGCUGCGGAAUUUACUGGACCUCACCGGGACUGAUAACAAAGGAAGCUUCGAAAACAUUCUGGAAGAAAUUGCAGAACUCCGGCGGGAAGUUUCUUACCAGAAUGACUACAUCAGCAGCAUGGCAGAUCCUUUCAAAAGACGAGGCUAUUGGUAUUUUAUGCCGCCACCAUCAUCAUCAAAAGUUUCCAGCCACAGUUCCCAAGCCACCAAGGACUCUGGAGUUGGCCUAAAGUAUGCAGCCUCAACUCCUGCUGAGAAAACACACCCCGAGCAGCAGGAUGGCAAGGAAGGCAGUGGGCCGCCCCCUGCCCUAGGAUACUGGGUUUAUUCUCCCAUCAGGAGUGGGUUACGUAAAUCAUUUUCAAAUAAAGACAGUGGAGGAGACAGCCAGGAGGAGAGUGAGCUGGAAGACCAAGAGGACCGCACCUUUGUGCCCCCCUCCGGGUACAUGGUAUACACUGUGUUUCCUGAUGGGUCUCCCGUCCCCCAAGGCAUGGCCCUAUAUGCACCACCUCCACCCUUGCCCAACAAUAGCCAUCCUCUCACUCCUGGCACUGUUGUGUAUGGCCCGCCACCUGCUGGGACACCCAUCGUGUAUGGGCCUCCACCCCCCAACUUCUCCGUCCCCUUCAUCCCCGUGGGCGUGCUGCAUUGCAAUGUUCCGGAGCACCAUGACUUAGAGAAUGAAGUUUCAAGAUUAGAAGAUAUAAUGCAGCAUUUAAAGUCUAAGAAACAGGAGCGGUGGAAGAGCACAUCCAGGCAGCAUUCUGAGAAAGAAAUAGAAGAACUGCAUGAUAAUAUUGACAUUCUUUUGCAAGAAAAGAAGGACUUAGAGCAUGAAGUAGAAGAAUUACAGAUAACCAUCCAGAAACAUCAUCAGCGAAAAGACUUCAUUGAUGGAAAUUAUGAGACUCUUAUGAAUGAACUAGAAAUAGAAAAGUCUCUCAAACACCAUGAAGAUGUUGUUGAUGAAAUUGAGUGCAUUGAGAAGACCCUUCUGAAGCGCCGAGCAGAGCUCAGGGAAGCUGACCGACUCCUGGCAGAGGCUGAGAGUGAACUCUCAAGCAUCAAAGAGAAGACAAAAACUGCUGUUGAAAAGUUCACUGAUGCCAAGAGAAAUUUAUUACAAGCUGAGUCAGAUGCUGAGGAGUUAGAAAGGAGAGCUCAGGAAACUGCUAUUAACCUUGUCAAAGCUGAUCAACAGCUCAGAUUGCUCCAGGCUGACACAAAAGACUUGGAGCAGCACAAAAUCAAUCAAGAAGAAAUCUUGAAAGAAAUAAACAAAGUUGUUGCAGCAAAAGACUCAGACUUCCAAUGUUUAAACAAGAAGAAGGAAAAACUGACAGAAGAAUUGCAGAAGCUGCAAAAAGAUAUUGAGGCUGCAGAACGCAGUGAGGACCACCACCUGCAGGUCCUUAAGGAAUCUGAGACCCUCCUGCAGGCCAAGAGAGCAGAGCUGGAAAAGCUGAAAAGCCAGGUGACAGGCCAGCAGCAGGAGAUGGCUGCCUUGGACAGGCAGUUAGGACAUAAGCGGGAGGAGCUGCAUCUACUGCAGGGAAGCAUGGUCCAGGCCAAAGCUGACCUCCAGGAAGCUCUGCAGCUGGGAGAAACUGAAGUAGCUGAGAAGUGCAAUCACAUUAGGGAAGUAAAAUCUCUUCUAGAAGAACUGAGUUUUCAGAAAGGAGAACUGAAUGUCCAGAUUAGUGAAAAAAAAACUCAACUUGCACUUAUAAAGCAAGAAAUUGAAAAAGAGGAAGAAAACCUUCAGGUAGUUUUAGGGCAAAUGUCUAAACAUAAAACCGAACUAAAGAAUAUUCUGGACAUGUUGCAACUUGAAAACAAUGAGCUACAAGGUUUGAAGAUACAACAUGACCAAAAGGUGUCUGAGUUAGAGAAGACUCAGCUUGAAAUGCUAGAGGAGAAACUGGAGUUAGAAAACUUGCAACAGACAGCUCUGCGGCAGAAAGGGGAAAUAGAGUGGCAAAAGCAGGUCCUUGAGAGAGGCAAACGGGAAAUAGAACAAAUAUCUGCUGAGACACGAGCAUUACAAUCCUGUCUUGAGUCUUUGAGUAAAGAAAAGGAAGACCUUGAAGAUAAAUGUGACAGCUGGGAAAAAAAGUUGGAGCAAACCAAACGGGUUUUAGCAGCUACAGAAGAGAAUAGCAAAAUGGAACAGUCAAACUUAGAAAAGUUGAGAUUGGAUGCCAGAAAACUGCAACAGGAGCUAGACCAGUUAAACAGAGACAAGCUCUCACUGCAUCAAGACAUCACAGCAAUGCAGCAGCAGCUACGAGAAAAACGAGAAGCAAUAAACUCACUACAAGAAGAACUAGCUGAUGUCCGAGACCAUUUGAACCUAGCAAAACAGGACCUGCUUCACACCACCCAGCGUCAGGAAGCCCUGCUCAGCGAGCAGACCAGGCUCCAGAAAGGCAUCAGUGAAUGGAACACCAAGGUUGAAGACUGCCGAAAAGAAGGGGAGACAAAGCAACAGCAACUUCAAAUGCUUCAGGCUGAGAUAGAAGAAAGCAAAGUCAAGCUAGCCCAACAAGAAAUGUUGGUUCAGAGACUCCAGAAAGAGAUGGAAAGUGAAGAAAAAAAGUUCGAAGCCAGCAAAAUGAUGCUGAGGGAGCAGCAGCACCAGCUGGAAAAAGAAUUAACAGACCAGAAAGGGAAACUGGACCAGGUAGUCACUGAAGUGUUAGUGGCUGAAGAGCGUGUCAGGACUCUGCAGCAAGAGGAAAAGUGGGGUGAGACCCUGGAGAAGACGCUUUCCCAAACCAAACGACAGCUUUCAGAAAGGGAGCAGCAAUUAAUGGAAAAGUCAAGUGAGCUGCUGGCUCUCCAGAAAGAGACCGACUCCAUGCGGGCAGACUUCAGCCUCCUCAGGAAUCAGUUCUUGACAGAAAGAAAGAAGGCUGAGAACCAGGUUGCCACUCUGAAGGAAGCACUGAAGAUCCAGCGGAGCCAGCUGGAGAAAAACCUCCUUGAACAAAAGCAGGAGAACAGCUGCAUGCAAAAGGAGAUGGCAACAAUCGAGCAGGUGGCCCAGGACAACCACGAGCGGGCCAGGCGCCUGAUGAAGGAGCUCACCCAGAUGCAGCAAGAGUACACGGAGCUCAAGAAGCAGAUGGCAAACCAAAAGGAUUUGGAGAGAAGACAAAUGGAAAUCAGUGAAGCAAUGAAGACACUUAAAUCUGAGGUGAAAGAUGAAAUCAGAACCAGCCUGAAGAGUCUCAACCAGUUUCUUCCAGAAUUACCACCAGAUUUGGAAGUUAUUUUGGAAAGAAAUGAAAACCUCGGAGGAGGGUUGGAAAGCUUGAAAGAGAACUUUCCAUUCUCCAUGAACGAGAGACCAUCACCUUUUGAAGAAAAACUGAACUUGUCCCAGGUUCACAUAAUGGAUGAACACUGGCGAGGAGAAGCACUCCGAGAGAAACUGCGUCACCGUGAAGAUCGGCUUAAGGCCCAACUUCGACACUGCAUGUCCAAGCAAGCAGAGGUGUUAAGUAAAGGGAAGCGGCAGACAGAGGGCACUUUACACAGCUUGAGGAGACAAGUCGAUGCUCUCGGGGAAUUGGUCACCAGCCCCUCUGCGGACUCGCUGUCAUCGACCAGUCUGUCUCAGCUGGACUCUUCUUCCCUUGCAGAGGACUCUCAUCUUAGACCAGCCCAGGAAAAGGACUCCGCUAGUGAGAAGUACUGUAUCUCGCAUAAAUAUAUCUGAGGAAAUAUCUUCAGUACUACCUCACUAACUUCGUAAUUGGAAUGCCAUUUGGCUUUUAUGAAGAUCCAGUGAACUCAGAUGCUAAAACCCCACUGUAGUUUAUUUCACUUGUACGGUUAAGCCAGUUUUUGUAAAUCACUUGUACAUAUGGGAAUAGUUGCACACAAUUCAAACCAAGGUCCUGGUAUCGUAAGGUUUUUUUUAAAUCUUUGAAAUGUCUAUGAAACCAAUAAUGAUUUUAACUGCAAAUUUAAGCCUCUGAACAGGUAAAAUCUAUAGUUACACAGGAAAAAAUGUACUUGAAACUCUUCAUUUAUAUUGUAUCAAAAGGUAUUUUUUAAUUUUGCUUAAA